AUGGAUCCAUUCUCGGCAGAAGGUGAACUUAUCAACAUUCACAAUGCCUUCCACCAAGGCCAGUACCAGGAGGUGAUCGACUUCGACACAUCAGCCCUAUCCUCUGAAAACCACCUUCCUGCUCGCGUUUUAAAGCUUCGCGCCAAAAUUGCCCUGGGACAGACCGACCAGGUUCUCUCCGACGUUGACGGCGAAGAAGACACCCCCGACCUUGCGGCAGUGAAGGCGUUGGCGCAGCAAACAGCUGGCGACAGCGAGGCUGCCCUGAAGCUCACACAGGAUCUGGCGGAGAACUACCCCGACAAUGCUACCGUACAGGCUCUAGGUGGAACAGUGCUGCAGGCGCAGGGAUCGAGCGAGGAGGCUCUGGCUUUGUUGGCGAAGCACCAAGGCAAUCUGGAAGCGUAUGUCUGA
Messenger RNA from Aspergillus oryzae RIB40, 414 nucleotides. Its product is annotated as putative Coatomer subunit epsilon. The transcript has 2 exons. Gene Ontology annotation, molecular function: protein binding; structural molecule activity. Gene Ontology annotation, cellular component: COPI vesicle coat. NCBI's taxonomy places the organism in Eukaryota, Fungi, Ascomycota, Eurotiomycetes, Eurotiales, Aspergillaceae. The coding region runs from base 1 to 414 and encodes 137 amino acids. Gene Ontology annotation, biological process: intra-Golgi vesicle-mediated transport; endoplasmic reticulum to Golgi vesicle-mediated transport; retrograde vesicle-mediated transport, Golgi to endoplasmic reticulum. The record is from RefSeq and is a predicted model, not a curated record.